CAACUCCAAUUGGGACUCGAGUUUGUCAGCAUCUUUAAAGAUAUUUCUGAAGAUAUUUCCGCCAUGGAAAACCAGAAACAAACAGAGCGUCACAUUUCAGUGUUCACCAUGGCUACAUUAUCUCAUAACACUCUUCUCAUUCUCCUCAUCCUCGUAUCUGUAAACUCAACAUUCAACACAUACCCACGAGUCUCAUCCAUUCAUGUUGACUGUUGCAUGCAAACUGACUUAUUUAUACAUUGAACCCAGAAGCUGUAGGUGUGAUUUUAGACACCAAGCAAAGAGCUCCACUGGUGGAACUGUUGACAAGUACAAACCUGAUGCUCUUUUCAUUGAUAAACAUGGCAGAUGGCGAAGCUUUACUCGCAAAAAAUUGUCAAGGAAACGUUGUGGUUCAUUGAGAGGAAAAGGAUGGAAAUACGGAUCUGGAUUUGUUGAUGGAAUCUUCCCAGUGCUGAGUCCCAUUGCUCAGCAAAUUCUCAAUUUCAUACAGAAGGAAGUGGAUCCCAAUAUUGUUGGGGCUGCUCUUGAUACCCUUCCUGCCACUCACGCCAUGUGGGAUGAUCUCAUUAAUGUAGCUGUUCAACUUCGAUUUAAUAAGCAAUGGGAUCUAAUUAUAUUGAUAUGCCAAUGGAUAUUGUAUAGGAGCUCCUUCCAGUCAGAUGUCAUGAUCUACAAUUUACUUAUAGAUGCUUAUGGACAAAAAUCUCUACACAAGAAUGCAGAAUCCACAUAUUUUGAACUUCUUGAAGCUAGAUGUGUUCCUACAGAAGAUACUUAUGCUCUUCUUCUGAAAACGUAUUGCUUGUCUGGACUACUAGAAAAAGCUGAAGCUGUCUUUGCUGAGAUGCGAAAGUAUAGUCUACCUCCAAGUGCGAUUGUAUACAAUGCUUAUAUUGAUGGCCUAAUGAAAUGUGGAAAUCCUCAAAGAGCAGUAGAGGUCUUUCAGCGAAUGAAAAGAGAUUGCUGCCAACCAUCUACUGAAACUUAUACAUUAAUGAUCAAUUUGCAUGGAAAGGCAAGUCAAUCUUACAUGGCCUUAAGUUUGUUUAAUGAAAUGAGAAGUCAAAAGUGUAAGCCAAAUAUCUGCACAUACACUGCUCUAGUGAAUGCUUUUGCAAGGGAGGGACUUUGUGAGAAGGCUGAGGAAAUAUUUGAGCAGCUACAAGAAGAUGGCCUUGAGCCUGAUGUGUAUGCUUAUAAUGCACUCAUGGAAGCAUACAGUCGUGCAGGUUUUCCAUAUGGGGCUGCUGAAAUAUUUUCACUCAUGCAACACAUGGGGUGUGAACCAGAUAGAGCUUCAUACAACAUCAUGGUAGAUGCAUAUGGAAGAGCCGGCCUUUAUGAGGAUGCACAAGCUGUAUUCGAAGAGAUGAAACGACUAGGAAUUACCCCGACAAUGAAAUCACAUAUGCUACUUUUGUCUGCCUACUCAAAAGCUAGAAAUGUGGCUAAAUGUGAAAACAUUGUGAACGAAUUGCAUGAAUCCGGGCUCGAACCAGACACUUUUGUCCUAAACAGUAUGCUGAACUUGUAUGGCCGAUUAGGUCAAUUUGAAAAGAUGGAGGAAGUUUUAACUGCAAUGGAAAAGGGACCUUAUGUGACAGAUGUAAGCACAUACAACAUUUUGAUCAACAUAUAUGGGCGGGCUGGAUUUUUUGAGAAAAUGGAAGAUCUCUUUCAAUCUCUUCCUGCAAAAAAUUUGAAGCCAGAUGUGGUGACUUGGACUUCAAGGUUAGGAGCAUACUCCAGGAAGAAACUAUACACAAAGUGCUUGCAAAUUUUCGAAGAGAUGAUUGAUUCUGGAUGUUAUCCAGAUGGAAGAACUGCAAAAGUACUUCUCUCAGCAUGUUCAAGUGAAGAUCAAGUUGAGCAAGUUACUAAUGUAAUUAGAACAAUGCAUAAGAAUAUGGAUGCUGUUCUGCCUAUCUGAUUUUCGCUUAUCCAUCCAUGUUUUCAACAACUUGUAAACAGACAAAAAUUAACAUAGUUUGGUUAAUAUAUUGAGCCUACAUUUUGUUCCUUUAAA
Molecule: messenger RNA, 2029 nt
Organism: Manihot esculenta (cassava)
Lineage: Eukaryota; Viridiplantae; Streptophyta; Magnoliopsida; Malpighiales; Euphorbiaceae
Product: pentatricopeptide repeat-containing protein At2g35130
Exons: 8
Coding region: 203-1933 (576 amino acids)
Molecular function (GO): protein binding
Source: RefSeq, a predicted model, not a curated record